Neohortaea acidophila is the source of this 213-nucleotide messenger RNA. RefSeq lists its product as uncharacterized. The transcript has 2 exons. NCBI's taxonomy places the organism in Eukaryota, Fungi, Ascomycota, Dothideomycetes, Mycosphaerellales, Teratosphaeriaceae. The record is from RefSeq and is a predicted model, not a curated record. The coding region runs from base 1 to 213 and encodes 70 amino acids.
AUGCCCUCUUCCAAAGGCGAACCCACCGACCCCGAACUUCGCGAGAAGGUCAAGGAGGAAGUGAAGGCGGAGGAGAAAGGCGGUGGGAAAGGCAACUGGUCUGCGUGGAAGGCGGGCGAGAUGGCGCGCCGAUACGAAGCGCAGGGAGGGGAUUACAAGGACACGGGCGACAAUAAGAACAAGGCGAAGAAGGGGGAGCCGGAGAAGAAGUAG